AUCGUGUUGAAAGAAAUUAGACGCGGCAAAGUUGCAUCAAAACUCAAAAGUUAGCUCAAUAUCCUCCAACAUUCGCCCUUCCUUGCUAACGUAGUCAACUACCUCUCUUGUCUCCUCCCAGAUUAAUUAAUUCACACCCAAAAAUUAAAGUUAAAAUUUAACCAUCAUCAAAUUCCAAUACUAUCCCUAUACGCACCAUGAUGAUGCUGGUCAACUGCUCCGGUUGCCGGACCCCACUCCAGCUACCACCCGGUGCCCGAUCCAUCCGUUGCGCUGUUUGCCAAGCCAUAACCCACAUCGCCGACCCACGCGCUGUCGUUCCUUCUCCAUCUCAUCACGCUGGGCCACCUGCUACUUCUCCACACUCCCACGCGCCUCCUCCUCCUUCGCCAUAUUCUCAGGCACCCCUUGUCUCUUCCCCGUCCGUUCACGGUCGUAAAAGGGCUGUUAUUUGUGGGAUUUCUUACAAAUUCUCCAGGCACGAGCUUAAAGGUUGUAUCAAUGAUGCUAAGUGUAUGCGAUAUUUGCUCAUUAAUAAGUUUCAAUUCCCCUCUGAAUCCAUCAUCAUGCUUACUGAAGAAGAAACUGAUCCAUACAAGUCUCCUACGAAACACAAUAUUAGGAUGGCAUUGUUUUGGCUUGUAAAUGGGUGUCAACCUGGAGACUCUCUGGUAUUUCACUAUUCUGGGCAUGGUUCACGACAGAGGAAUUAUAACGGGGAUGAAGCGGAUGGAUAUGAUGAAACUCUAUGCCCCUUGGACUUUGAAACACAGGGAAUGAUUGUUGAUGAUGAAAUAAAUACAGCUAUUGUCAGACCUCUUCCUCGUGGAGUGAAGCUUCAUGCAAUAAUAGAUGCAUGUCAUAGUGGCACUGUACUGGAUUUACCAUUUCUUUGCAGAAUGAACAGGAGCGGGCAAUAUGUUUGGGAGGAUCAUCGUCCGCGAUCAGGCGUAUGGAAAGGAUCGAAUGGUGGAGAAGUUAUAUCGAUUAGUGGUUGUGAUGAUGACCAAACCUCAGCGGAUACAGCUGCAUUGUCACAGAUAACUUCGACCGGGGCAAUGACUUACUGUUUUAUCCAAGCCAUUGAGCGUGGACAAGCAAGCACUUAUGGAAGCAUGUUAAAUUCAAUGAGGUCAGCGAUACGUAAUGUUGGUAAUGGCUCUGGAGGAGGAGGAGGUGGUGGUGGAGGUGGUGUUGUUACAUCUCUUCUGACCAUGCUAGUCUCCGGAGGAAGUGUUAGUGGUGGGGGGCUCAGUCAGGAACCGCAACUGACUGCUUGCGAGCCAUUUGACGUGUAUAUGAAACCCUUUUCUCUAUGAUUCACAUACAUUUUAGAUUUUACCCAUCAGAAAGAAUGUCUCGUUCUCAUAGAUGACCUGUUUUGAUUCUGAUUUGUUGUAAAUGAUUAAUGCAGAAUAAUAGAUGGUUUUAUGCCGAGUAACAAUAUCAUCAUUCUUUUCUUUUAACAAGUAGUCCGUACUCCCUUUUGGAGUAUGCAGUAUUGCAGUGUGUAAAUAUGGACCUGACAAAUCGGGAAUUUGUAGAUUUUAAUUACAGUAUUUGGUUUGAAAUAUCAAGUAUUUCUUUCUAUA
Molecule: messenger RNA, 1592 nt
Organism: Spinacia oleracea (spinach)
Lineage: Eukaryota; Viridiplantae; Streptophyta; Magnoliopsida; Caryophyllales; Amaranthaceae
Product: metacaspase-1
Exons: 5
Coding region: 198-1319 (373 amino acids)
Biological process (GO): proteolysis
Cellular component (GO): cytoplasm
Molecular function (GO): cysteine-type endopeptidase activity
Source: RefSeq, a predicted model, not a curated record